UUUCCUUAAAACUCAUUUUUCUAAAAUUCUCUUCUUACCUGUUUGCUUUAGAUCCUCCAAGGAACGUCUCAGUGUCCAACAGUUCCUCUGGUGAAAUGGUAAAUCUGACCUGUAGCAGUGAUGCUAACCCACCUGUGGAGAUCUACACCUGGUUUAAAGAAGGUGGAGACUCACCUGUAGGAUCUGGACAGAGUUAUGUUCCUCUACAGAGUGGAUCCUACUACUGCCAGGCUCAGAACCAACAUGGAGCUCAGAGAUCAGCUGCUGUUUCAGUGGUUUCUGACAUUCUGAAGAAUUACUAUCAAUCGUUGAUUCUAUACAUAGCUGUUGGAGCUGGUGGAGUUUGUGGGCUUGCAAUCACAUUUAUCACUGUGUUUUUCUGCAUGAGGAGCAGGAGAAAGAGGCAGGCUGGAAACGUGGAUGAACAAAUCUAUGCGAAUGUCAUGCGAGAGACCCGUCCUCCUCAUAAUGAUGAUAAUAAUGAUGAUAAUGAUGAUGAUGAUGAUGAUGAUAUUCUAGACUACGAGAACGUUCCGGUGAGUUCCACAUGUUAGCAGAGACUUAUUACACUUUCCCACCUUGUAGAAACCAAAAAUUAAAUCAACUGUCACUCAUUUACCUUUUUCAGAAAUAUUUCUCACAAAUUACUCAUGUUACUUAAGUUUAACUGUACAGACUGUACUUGCUUUUUGAUAUUUUUUGCAGGAUUCGAGGAAGCAACACUGAGACUGUUGCCAAACAAAACAUCAACAACAGCUGGACAAAACACAGUAUGGAAAUUCUAUUCUAUUCUAUAAACUACAGACAACAUUUCUCCCAAAUUCCAAAUAAAAUAUUGUAAUUUAGAGCAUUUAUUUACAGAAAAUGAGAAAUGUCUGAAAUAACAACAAAAAAGAUGCAGAGAUUUCAGACCUCAAAUAAUGCAAAGAAAACAAGUUCAUAUUCAUAAAGUUUUAAGAGUUUAGAAAUCAAUAUUUGGUGGAAUAAUCCUGGUUGGUUUUUAAUCACAGUUUUAAUUCAUGCAUCUUGGCAUCAUGUCCUCCUCCACCAGUCUUACACACUGCUUUUGGAUAACUUUAUGCUGCUUUACUCCUGGUGUAAAAAUUCAAGCAGUUCAGUUUGGUGGUUUGAUGGAUUGUGAUCAUCCAUCUUCCUCUUGAUUAUAUUCCAGAGAUUUAAAUUUGGUAAAA
Molecule: messenger RNA, 1190 nt
Organism: Astyanax mexicanus (Mexican tetra)
Lineage: Eukaryota; Metazoa; Chordata; Actinopteri; Characiformes; Acestrorhamphidae
Product: B-cell receptor CD22-like
Exons: 4
Coding region: 96-554 (152 amino acids)
Source: RefSeq, a predicted model, not a curated record